Fraxinus pennsylvanica is the source of this 678-nucleotide messenger RNA. The record is from the annotation of a GenBank genome assembly. NCBI's taxonomy places the organism in Eukaryota, Viridiplantae, Streptophyta, Magnoliopsida, Lamiales, Oleaceae.
AUGAGCUGCUGUUUUUUGCAGACGGUUGCAAAUUCUAGCAUGUUCCUUUGCAGCAAAGCAGAAGACACACCUUGUCGUUUGAAAGAUAAUUUGAUUAUGGCUUAUAAGUUAAUGUACAAACGGGAUCCUUUGGCUUCACGAAGAAUCAGGGAGAGGAAGGAAUUAAUCUUAACUGGGGAGAGGCUCCUACUAGUUGCUGUUGCUUUUGAUCUCAAUAUUGAACACCCUUAUAAGCCACUUGUUGCAGCUAUGAAGAAUUUGAAAAUUUCAGAGGCCAUCCAACACAUGCUUGGAUCCCUAGGGAUGAAUACCGAGCAGGCAUUACCGUCAUCAUUUAGUGGGAAAUCAAAACCAAAACCUCUGGCUGGAGAAGGAAAAUCCAAUAGUGCAGAAUCAUGCAUUUCAAGUGACUCUGUCAUCAGGCAAGAUUCAAGCAAUAUUUCAUUGGCAAAUGCAACUGCACUUCCUAAAUCUGCAACUGCCGAAUGCAAUCAGAAACAGUCAUCUGUUGAAGAAAGUUAUCAGAAUAUUGAUAUUACUAUGGCUCCGGGCAGUGCAGAAUCAUGCAUAUCAAGUGGCUCAGUCGUCGUGCUAGAUUUGCGAGAUCCCAUUUACAUGUGCUGGAGAGAACUCCGAUUCUGUAAUUGCCAAAAGCAACCAGAAACGGCCAUGUCCUGA